UUGCCUUGUCGAGUCAUCGCAAUUGAGCAACUCAGAACACAACUAGACUCCCUACUGGAGCUUUAACCCAGGAGACUCAACAAGGAUUUGCGUCACUUAACAUGGCACACAAUGUACAUGUUGUGGAUGCAUAUCAAGAAAUGGCGUGCAACCUUUGAGUGAAAGCAGACGGAGAAAAAGCACCAGCGCUGCAGCGGCAUCAGCGGGCGAACUUGGGCUUCUCUGCCCGGUGGGAGGUGUCUGUCUGGCGGCUUGCAGCUGCCUGCGCGUCCCGCGAAGCGCGCCGCUGCUCGGAGCUCAUUGUCCCAUCUAUCGGCAGGGUGAUUCGAAGUUAUGGCCGAGCCGUGUUGUUGUUGGCUUUAUCUCUGUCUGUCUGGGCUUUUUCGGCAAGCAUCUGUGGGUUUAGUGUGACGCACUGUCGUGACACGCCGUGUGCGCCGUUUCUGCAGCGGAGCCCCAGCAGGAGAAGAGGAGGGGAGGCUCCUCAUCAAGUUUGUGGCCCACAUAUCUCCUGCAAGAACAGAUGUAACAGUGACAAGGACGGAAUCGGACCAAACUGGGCCAGGUUAGGCCAGGCUUGGCCUGCCUAACCAGCAACCACUUUCAGAGGCCCACAAAGGUCAACUCCCUCAGACCUCUCAGUGGAUCUUGGAUUUCCCUUCAUAUUUUUCUCUUAUCAGGCGUCAUGAGGCCCAGAGAACAUAAUUUGCCUGUCCAUGUCUUGGUGGAUCCUCACUGGAUGUUGGCAGAAGGAUGGAUUUGGGUGUUGAUCUCACAGGCGUCACCUCCUCACAGUUCUUGCACCCCUCCUCCUUAGAUUGCCUGUUGACCUCUCCCUCCCCGGUCUUCAAAGGAAAGCCCCCCGCCAUCUCCCGGGGCUUCCCUCAGCCCUCUAUAGGGACUUACAGGAACUUUAGGUUGUGUUGUUGAACCACUUUGGAUCACAGAACAUUAUUUGCAGGAUGCUCCAUUGCUGUUCCCCCUUAGUUUACAUUUUUAUUGGCGGUUGAGGAGUUGAAACCCGAACAGAAUUCCUCCUUGGUGGUGUACAACAGAGGGAAAAAUGUCAGACAGUAAAAGCAGCAGUAAAGUGGUGAAAUUCAUCGCCCCAGCCCCUCCGUCGCCAUCACUUCAGAACCCCCGCAAGAAUGUGAACAGCUCCGCCAGUUCAGACACGCAUGUGGUCGAGAAGCUGGAGGGGGACCUGGAAGGCCACCCGGAAGUCCAACGGCGGCAGCGGCGGCACACGAUGGAUAGAGACUCCAAGACGGCCGAGCACCGCUUCUUCCGCCGGAGUGUCAUUUGCGACUCCAACGCGACCGCCUUGGACCUGCCCAGCAAGGGGGCGGUGAUCCUCAUGUCGCCGCUGGACUGCGGGGGGCCACCCAAAUUGUUCGCUCCUCAGCCCUUGAGGCCUGGAUCCUCAGAGAGAGAUGGCCGGGAGGCUCUCCAGGGGCCCUCUAUAGAAAGUGCCACCCCUCAGCCUUCUUUAGGGCUUUGUGGAGGAUCUGGAGAGGGGCCAAACCAAAAUGUAGGCAGGGACAGCGUGGCACAUGCUCGUCCCACUGGUAGCGGGGUUGUACAUAGUACAGAACAGGUAAAAGAGCCCAGCACGACAGCAUUGGAUGUCAACAACAAAACGGGAGACAAACAGGAGGACACCACAAAAGACGGAAAAUCGGCCGAGGAGAAGGAGAGGGAAACGGAGCUGGCCAAAGCGCGCGCCGAGCAGCGGGAGGCCGAGAAGCGGGUGCAGGAGGAUAUCGAGGAAGCCGAGACCAAAGCGGUCGGGACGUCGCCGGACGGACGCUUCCUGAAGUUCGACAUCGAGAUCGGGAGAGGCUCCUUCAAGACGGUGUACAAGGGGCUCGAUACGGAGACCACGGUGGAAGUUGCGUGGUGCGAGCUGCAGGACCGGAAGCUGUCCAAGUCGGAGCGGCAGCGCUUCAAGGAGGAGGCCGGGAUGCUGAAGGGCCUCCAGCAUCCCAACAUUGUCCGCUUCUACGACUCGUGGGAGGGGCCGUGCAAGGGGAAGAAGUGCAUAGUGCUGGUCACCGAGCUCAUGACUUCGGGCACGCUCAAGACCUACUUGAAGCGCUUCAAGGUGAUGAAAAUCAAGGUGCUGCGUUCGUGGUGCCGGCAGAUCCUCAAGGGCCUCCACUUCCUGCACACCAGAGCGCCACCCAUCAUUCACCGCGACCUCAAGUGCGACAACAUCUUCAUCACCGGGCCCACCGGCUCGGUCAAGAUCGGGGACCUGGGCUUAGCCACGCUGAAACGGGCAUCGUUCGCCAAGAGCGUCAUUGGUACUCCUGAGUUUAUGGCUCCAGAAAUGUACGAGGAGAAGUACGAUGAAUCUGUAGAUGUUUACGCCUUCGGGAUGUGCAUGCUAGAGAUGGCCACCUCGGAGUACCCCUACUCGGAAUGCCAGAACGCCGCCCAGAUCUACAGACGAGUCACCAGCGGAGUGAAGCCCGGUAGUUUCGACAAGGUGGCCAUUCCCGAAGUGAAGGAAAUCAUCGAGGGCUGCAUCAGGACGAACAAAGAUGAGAGAUACGCCAUCAAGAUUCUGUUGAACCACGCCUUCUUCCAGGAGGACACGGGGGUCAGGGUUGAGCUGGCAGAGGAGGAUGACGGGGAAAUGAUCGCCAUCAAACUGUGGCUCAGAAUAGAAGAUGUCAAGAAGCUCAAAGGAAAAUACAAAGACAACGAAGCCAUCGAGUUCUCCUUUGACCUCAAUAAGGACGUUCCCGAAGAUGUGGCCCAGGAAAUGGUUGAGUCUGGCUAUGUGGCCGAGGGCGACCACAAGACUAUGGCCAAAGCCAUCAAGGAUCGUGUGUCACUGAUCCGGAGGAAGCGAGAGCAGAGGCAGCUAGUGCGAGAAGAGCAGGCGAAGAGGAAACUUGAGGCGGAACAACAAGAGGCACUCAAAGCGUCACAUACACAGGCAGAGGUUGACGAGACAGAGGUGGAGCAACAGCAUCACUAUCAGCAGCUGGGCAUCUCACACACAACUGAAGGAGGCGCGGACAGUGGUCAGGGUUCCUCGCUUUUCUCCAGCGACUGCCCCCAGCUGGGUCAGCUGACCAUGUCCUACAGCUGCCCGCCCGCCAGCCAACCUCAGUCGCAGAGCCCCUACCCCUCCACACCCGGAGGCGUCGCCCCCGCGCAGCAGCAGCACCCGGCCUACGCCCAGCCUCCGCAGCCAGUGCCUGCGUCCCACCGCCGUCGAAGCCGUAGCAUGUCCGUUUGCGUCCCCCCCUCCUCCUACUCCCUCGCCCCCACGCCCCUGGCGCCUCACCUCAAGCGGCCCUUCACCCCUCCGCCAGACCUGUCCUCCUCGUCCUCCCACGCCGGCGCCUCCCCUCGCGCACCUCGCUCGGCCGAGAAGGACACAUUCGCCACGCGCCUCUCCAAAGCCCUGGAGGCGGUGCUUCCUCUUCACUCGGCCGUGUCGUUGCCCAGGGUCAGGCGGCGGAGGGCCAGCCUGCCCGCCCUCUUCUCUAGCCCUCAGCAUUCAAUGGCGCACCCCUACAGUGGAGGAGCGAGCACAGGAGGAGGAGCAGGGGGGAGCGCCCCUCUCCCUACACUACCAGACCCCCCCACUAUUUUCUUCCCCUCCAUCCCCGAACGCCCCAUUUCCUUCUCACCUCCUCCGACCGCCCCCCCAAAGGCGUAUAACACGCAGCGGCGCAAGAGCACAUCUAUUCUGGAGGCUCAUACCCGCCACUUUCAGCCGGCGUACCCCCGAUACGGGAGCAGCCUGCACCCCUUCUCCGGCAUGGAGGGCGUGGACCCGCCCUCUCUCUUCAUGGCCAAUCCCGGUUUCCCUCAGAGACUCGGAUUGGGGGAGCAUCUGCAUCUCCCGGGACAAUCGGAGCUGACGUUCUACGGCUACAAGGACAUGAGGGCGGAACACGAAGAAGUAGUGAGGAGACUGAGUUUAAAUCAAGCGGCCUUACUUGACCAUUACGAAGCCAUGGCGUACGGCGGCUACCCGAUCACUGCGCACCAGCUCGGCCUCUUGAGUUUCCACCAGCAGAGGCAAGCGGCUGCAGCGGCUGCCGGUUUGGGCUACGAUUCCGGUCCUCAGCCAGGCUUCCUGCACCCUCACAUCAUGCAAAGACUAAGCGCGCACAGUCCAAUUCCUCCGCCAGUACCUUCGAUGAACCAACCCACCGGUUGCCCUGUUUCUUGUUCAUCCUCCGACGCGCAACACCACGCGUCACCUUCCACCUACCCGAUGUCAACACCGCCAGUCACAGCUGAUGCGGCGCCGCCUACGGGAAGCAUUUUUGACUACCAUUUAGCCGCCAACGACCCGAGCCUCCUGGCCUCCAGACUGUACCGAGCCCGGAGGAGUUCCAUGGAUCUCCCCCUGGAUGAAAACACCUCAACGGGGUCGGGCGGCUCCGGCUCGUACCUUCGACUCCAGCCGGUAACGGAAGAGAUGUUUUCCUAUGUCAGUCCCGAGCUGCCCUUACCGCCAGGAAGUCUCCUCCUCCAUCACGCAGGCCUAAGCGCCAAAGACCGAAGUCCAGAGCCAUCCAGCGAUUCUCUGCAGUCCUCUGAUGCAGGAGAGUUCCAGUCGCCUCCUCCCUCGUUCCUCCAUUUCGACUCCUCGGCCGCUCAGUCCAUCCCGCGGUCGUCCUCCGCUGUAUUCUGUGACUCAACCGAAAGCCAGGCGCAUCCGCCCUCCAUGCAGUUUUUUCUCCCUCCCACCCCGUCCUCCAACCUGGGAACGUCGGCGGCCCAACAGGAGUCACUCAUUCCGAGUGUGUGGUCCCGACAUGGAGGGGUGGUUCCCUCCCAGCCCGACAUGACGUACCAUGAGUCAUUGCUGGCCAUGCAGGCCAAUAACCCCACACUGCAGGCUCAGGUUUCAACCACCCAGCCAGCCCCAGGUUCCCCGCUUUUAGGACCAUUGGCCUCGCAACUGACCCCUCAAGGGACCCCGCAGCAGCCCGGUGUCACUGGGCCCACCUGUACCGCAACCUCAGCGAGCCUCGUUCCUUCUCCUUCGCCGCCCCCUCCCGUCACCUUGCCGACAGCGGCCGUGGCCCUCCCUCCCUGCCCUCUGCCGCUUCCUGUUUCCCCUCUUCCCGUGCCCGUGUCUCACCCAUUGGCCACCACGGUGCCAAUCAUCAGUGUAGUGCCCGCCCCGCCCGAUACGGUCACAGAAGCCUCUCCGCAGUCCGUGUCUCAGCCCUCCGACCUGUCUCGCUUCCAACUGCAGCCACCCCUAACCCAAGCAUCCAUAGAGAGUAGCUACUCUGAGGGCCUGAGCGAUGGCAAUGAGGGAGGAGGGGGAGGCCGCCACGAGGGCCGCUCCGCCAAGCGACACCAGAGACGUUCCGUGCGGAGCCGGUCGCGGCACGAGAAGAUCUCCAAAGCCAAACUCAAUGUCCUCAAUAUAUCCAACCGUGGAGACAGAGUAGCAGAGUGUCAACUGGAGACGCACAACAGGAAGAUGGUCACCUUCAGGUUUGACCUGGAUGGCGAUAACCCAGAGGAGAUAGCCCAGAUCAUGGUCCAGAGCGAGUUCAUCUUGGAGGGCGAGAGGGAGUCGUUCAUCGAGCAGGUCCGGGAGGUGAUUGAGAACGCCGAUGAAAAGGGCUUGGAGAGGGACGCUAGCAGCCAGAUGAUCGGUGACAUGGCACAGCCGAAUCUUGCUAUAUCAAUCCCCAUGCCAGACACGCCCCCUCGCGCAACAGGACAAGUGGUCCACUCCGCGGGUCGCAAGUUCAUUGUCAGCCCCGUACCUGAGGUCAGGCUCAAGGAAUUCAGCCUUCCCGCAGCUCCCGCAUCCCCUGCAUCUUCCAUUGAACCGGUUCCAACUCAAGGUUUGGGGUUGUCGAAAUCAGCAGGAGCAGUCAGUUUACAGCAAGCUUUCUCGGAACUGCGACAGAACAGGAGCCAGUUGGAUCCGGGACCAAGCACCGCCCCAGCCUCCAUGCACUCCAUCCAUCCUCCACCCUCCUCUCUCGCCUCACAGGCAUCCACUCCUGCAGUCGAAGCUUUAGCUGGCGGCGGCAUUUCUAGUUCAAACCAGGAGGUCUCGGAUGCCUCUCCUACUGCUUCCUCCUCCGCUGCUGUGGUGACUCUGUCGCAGGCCCAAGUAUCCAUUCCUGCUUCAGUCCCUUCCACCUUACCCCUCAGCAGUGUCUCCAACAUUCUCCCGGCGAUGCUCACAUCCCCUCCCCUCUCCCUGGUGACCACACUCCCGGCCAGUGAAACUCCGCUCGAUCAUCGCUCGCUCUCUCCCACAUCAUCGACUUCAUCCACCUCUUCCUGCGUCGUCCCCGCGACCGCUGUGGUUGGUCCUCAGUUUGCUUCCUCCUCCGCAGCUCCCCCACCUUCUUCCUCCAAUGUUUCUUCAGUCCAACCGACCUCGGUGCACUCACAGCCACAGAUAGCUGUCCUGCCUGGGCAGACGCACGCUCACUGUGGUGAAUGUGACUCGAGGUGUGACGCAUCCAUGGACUGCCAAAGCAAGCCGGAUGACAUCCAAGCUCUGGAGAAGAAGCUACGCUCACUCUUCAUGGACCUCGGGGGAGGGGCGGUUUCCCCCCAGGGCGACCUGCUGCCUGCCGACGCUACCUCCGGAGCCUCGGUGGGGGGGACGUCCUCCCCGCUGGGCACCUCCACCACAGUUGCCGGCCCCGGCCAGCUGGCCAGUCCUCCUCAGCCCCCCACCACCCUGGCGCUGGGCUCGCCCAGCCCCGUGGAGGGCCCCAGCACACCUAUCUCCACUUCUGCACCAUCUGUAAACUCUGCCACCAACUUUGGCCAGAACACUCCAUCCAAAGCCCCCUUAUCUAGGGUACCGGCCAGUUCUCCUUCAGAACUCCCGCCGUCCCUCCCUGGAUCGUGUCUCACUCAGUCCCAGCAACCUCUGGAGGACCUGGACGCUCAGCUGAGACGAGCCCUUAGCCCCGAGACUGUUUCUGUUAGCACACCCACACAGGCUUCCCACGGCGCCAUUCCUCUGUCGGGACAACCAACUCCCUUAGCUCUGAAGGAAGACGCCUCUACAACUGCUGCUCCUCAAGCUGGAGUAAAACUUGGGAGAUUUCAGGUGUUGCUGGCCACUGAAGAGCCUCACACGCAGCACCCAGCCUGCACAGAAUCCUCCUCCACCACUUCUUCUUCAUCUUCCUCCACCACUUCCUCGUCAUCGUCGUCGUCGUCCUCCAGUCUCUCCAGCCCGGAAAACAGUUUGCACAAGGGCUCCUCGUCCCCGCUCAGAGUGGGAGGAGCACAGGGUGGAGAUGUGGUGGAUGGACUUCCACAGAAAAUGCUAGGAGUGUCCCAACGCCCUUCCCCUCUCUCCUCCCCGUGCCUCUCGCCAAAGCCCACCGCCACCAUCGGACGCUUCCAGGUUACCACCAAUUCUGAGGCCCGAGUAGGCAGGUUUUCCGUCAGUCCGGCCCAAGAGCAGAGCACCGAACCCAGGCCGAGUCCGCCGCCCCCGGCCCAGGCCGCGAACGGGCCCGCCGAGCCCGCCCACUCCCCGAGUCUGGACGCUGCCCACAAAGUCUCCUUGCCCAGUCUGAACAGCAGCAACUCCUUCAACAACUCCUACAUAAGCAGCGACAACGACUCAGAAUUCGAGGACGAGGACUUCAAGCGGGAGAUCAACCGCCUCCAAGAAAAACACUUGAGUGAGAUUCAGGCCCUUCACACGCGUCAGAAGGAAGAAAUAGACGGUCUGUUCACAAGGCUGGGAAAGGUUCCUCCAGCCGCUGUACUCCCCCCGGUCAUCGCCUUGGCCGGCAAGCGGAGACGACCCACCAAGAGCAAAUCAAGCAAAUCGUCCAGAACCAGCUCCUCGCACGGUAGCAAGAGUCCGCUUCAGCUAGGCAGCGCUUUGUCGGCCCAGAGCGUCCCGGCGUUGUGCCCCGGCCAGCUGGCUCAGUUAGCGCCAGGGGGAUUAGCGGAUCCAGGCGACGGCGGCCGCAGCGGUGAGCGGCCCCUCACGGCGGCUCCCUCCAGCGACAUCCUGUGUUCGACCUACACCAGCUCGGCGGCUCUCUCCGUGCCCAGCUUGUGUGCUACCACCCCAGGCUGCGUAAAGUUGAGCUGGGGUUCCGAGCGUUUGGCCUUCAAGCCUGUCGGCAGGAGGACGCGCUUUCUGAGUACGCCCUGCUUGGCUCUUUGGAAGAUGGUGAAAAAAGUCUGCCCCUGCAACCAGCUCUGUAGGACCAACAGCACCAACGCAGUGAGCAGUUCCGGCCCCCUGUGGCAGAGCCAGGGGGGCUCCCAGUGUCUCAACGUGUCGGCCUCUCACCAGCGCAAAGGAACGUUCACCGAUGACCUCCAUAAACUGGUGGACAACUGGGCCAGAGACCUCUCACAGGGCAAGAAGAGCACCAAACAGCUGCAACAGGCACCAGCACAAGGACACAGCUAUGAGGUGAUCCAGUCCGCCGGUCUGGGCAGGAAGUUCUCCGCCCCGAGCCAGCUGUGCCCGAGCAGCAUGGCCGCUUCCACCCACCUGCCCUCCAACCCGACUACCUCUCUGGCCUCCCGCAAGGGCUCGCUGUGCCAGCCCCCUACCUCCCCUGCGCAGCCCCACCCUCACCCACCACCGCCGCACUUCAUCCCGUACGUGCCCGCCCCGGCCUACACCGCGCAAUGGUCCGGGCCCGCUCACGGGCUCUCGACACCGCACGCGGGGCCCUUGCUGGUCAGCACCUCUCAGCCGCUUAGCCCUUACGCCGCCUCGAUGGGCGGCCAGAUCCCGGGUCAAGGACCCCUGCACACGUUCAUGCACAAGUCGGUCAGCAACCCGGGAGGACCCAACACAAGGACCACGUAGGGGUUAGCGGAGGGCUCGUUGGAACAGCGGCCUGACUGGACUCCAUGGUUGAGGGGUUGAAGAAGAGGAAGUUUGCCAAAGAGGUUUGAUCUUGGGUGAAACAUGGGAGAGCACAACAACACUGAAGAGCACCACCAUUUUGCUCAGUCUUUGCUUGUAGCUCUUCUAGCUAACAUGUGCAAUGUGUGUAUAAAAUAGAGGAGGAACUCUUUUAGCAUUCACUCGGAUGCAAAUUGGCGAUCUUUGAAUACAAUUGGUAGCCCCCCUUCUGCGUCAAAGCAAUAACACAAGAAUCAUUGAAAAAGGCAGACAACAAAGUGAAGUGACCUUCAGAACAACAUCUUCUACAGUUUAUACAUAUUUUUUGUCUUGAUUCCAUUUGAUUUUAUUUCGUGUUGCGCGCCCACACACACACACCCACACCCACACUCACCUCGUCGUUGGCUUUUUUUUAGAUAAAUAUUUCUCUUAAUGAAUGUCAUGAUUAAUGGUUAUUCUAUUUAAAACAAAAAAAUCUGGCAUGGCCGGACCUGUUAUACGCACACAUUGUCGUGUGAUGUGUAAAAACAACACUGUGAUUAUUAUUGUUUUUAGGAGUCAUAAGAAUUUGCGAGAGCAUCCUUUCACUACUGCGCUCCAUUUUUCUCAACAACAACAAAAAAUGCCUUAACCAAUCACAAUUCAGCCACCAUUUGACCUCCAAUUCAAAUAUGGAAUGCUAGCUACUUUUUUUUUUUCCUUCCACAGUACUUAAAUACGACACUUUAAACUCUCUCCUCUUGCCCUGUUAGAUAAAUGUGAAUGUACAAAGCAACAAGUUUUAAUUCGCUUUCUAGUGCCUUGCUUGACCCACCGAGGACUCCCUCCUCCCGUACAAACACUGGAGAGCGCACGAGGACCAUACGAGAGUGCCGUCAUUUUGUCCGAGUUUAGGGAGGACGUACCGUAUACGACAAGGAUUGUAUUAUUAGAAGAAAGCCAUGUUUGUGUUUCGUGACUUCGUCCAUUUGUCAGUCCCACGUGUUCAAAAAUGUCCACUUGAGUUUAGUGUAAUGUUGCCUUUAGCUGAGAAGCCUCAAACGACAAAUUACAAAUGAAUGAACGCAGCAUUUUGACUACCAAGCUGUGAAUAAUAAAAGUCGCGAUGCCCCCUUUUCCUUUAAUUCGCCCUUUUUUUUAUGUGGUCCUGGGUAACCUACAGUGCUGUAAAAAGUAUCCACACCCGUAUUCAAAUACUAGGUUUUGUGAUGUGAAAAAAAUGAGACCAAAGUAAAAAAAAAAUAACAAAUUGAAACCUUUUCCACCAUUAAUGUGACCUAUAACAUGUCCAUCCAUCCAUUCAUCCAUUUUCUGAGCCGCUUCUCCUCACUAGGGUC
Molecule: messenger RNA, 10197 nt
Organism: Phycodurus eques (leafy seadragon)
Lineage: Eukaryota; Metazoa; Chordata; Actinopteri; Syngnathiformes; Syngnathidae
Gene: wnk1b
Product: WNK lysine deficient protein kinase 1b
Exons: 38
Coding region: 1064-8821 (2585 amino acids)
Biological process (GO): protein phosphorylation; positive regulation of sodium ion transmembrane transporter activity; positive regulation of potassium ion import across plasma membrane
Cellular component (GO): cytoplasm; cytosol
Molecular function (GO): ATP binding; potassium channel inhibitor activity; chloride channel inhibitor activity
Source: RefSeq, a predicted model, not a curated record